AUGUUCGCUCUGUGGCAGAGAAACCAUCCACGCUCUGAUAAUUUGCUUGAAAAGCCGCUGGGUAAGUUGAUGGAGCGGACAACUGCUUCGCGAGCUGCUAGGCAAGGAGGGCAAACAGUGUUCUUUGAUGAUGAGAACAUGUCGGAUUUACCUUCUUUGGAGGUUGAUGACGGUACCGGAUUUGGCAUGAGCGAAGGACCGGAAAUGUUUGCAGGUCUGGAAUGGCUUUCUGGGUCUUUGUUCUAG
Messenger RNA from Penicillium soppii, 246 nucleotides. RefSeq lists its product as uncharacterized. The record is from RefSeq and is a predicted model, not a curated record. Lineage: Eukaryota; Fungi; Ascomycota; Eurotiomycetes; Eurotiales; Aspergillaceae. The transcript has a single exon. Bases 1 to 246 code for a protein of 81 amino acids.